This is a messenger RNA of Heterobasidion irregulare TC 32-1, 585 nucleotides long. RefSeq lists its product as uncharacterized. The record is from RefSeq and is a predicted model, not a curated record. Lineage: Eukaryota; Fungi; Basidiomycota; Agaricomycetes; Russulales; Bondarzewiaceae. The transcript has 2 exons. Bases 1 to 585 code for a protein of 194 amino acids.
AUGAUGGCACGGACUCUUCUUAUAGCUGAGCAGCGGUUACGAAUCGACCCCGAUCACUACAUCAUAUACUACUUCCUCUGUGAUGUCUGCUGGGCACCACAUGAUCCAACAACUCUUUAUGAGCUUGAUAGUCCUUCCUGUCCAAAACCUGAGUGCUCGGGCCUUCUAUACAGCGUCAAAGUACUCACUGGCGGUAAAUGCAAACGAACGCCUCUAAGGGUCCUUCCAACGGUGCCCAUCAUCCCAAUGAUUCAACAGAUUUUGCUUUGGCCUGGUAAGUACCAGGAGUUUCAAUACUGGAGGUUACCUAGGAUCGACAAAGUCAGCGAGGUACCACCCAUGGAAGCGCUGACGGACCUGCUUAAUGCAUAUGACAAUGUCCACUGGGUCUUGAGUGACAUCACUGAUAGUUGGGGCUGGCGUGCCAUGGCGUGGGGUCUGGAACAGCGCAAGGUCAGUAGUGCUGUGUCUCAGUGGGGUGUGGACGACAUGUUAGUGCAGGAGAAACGACAAAGGUUCGUUCUCCCCAACGAAACGCUCGCGCGCUUACUUGACCGGCGCAAUGUAUGUUACCAUCCUCAAUAA